Messenger RNA from Conger conger (European conger), 1244 nucleotides. RefSeq names its product FUN14 domain containing 1 (gene fundc1). The coding region runs from base 114 to 584 and encodes 156 amino acids. Gene Ontology annotation, biological process: autophagy of mitochondrion. The record is from RefSeq and is a predicted model, not a curated record. NCBI's taxonomy places the organism in Eukaryota, Metazoa, Chordata, Actinopteri, Anguilliformes, Congridae. Gene Ontology annotation, cellular component: mitochondrial outer membrane. The transcript is spliced from 5 exons.
GUACAGUACAACUGGCAGCUUACUGGGGGUGACUUGUCUUUUCAAAUUGUGACGUAGCAGAACUCAGUGGGCGGUAUCAGCCUGGGACGGCUACACUGUCAACACACUGCAAAAUGGCCGGUCGCAGAGAAGAUCCAGAUCCAGAUCCAGAGAGUGACGAUGACUCGUAUGAAGUGCUGGACAUUACGGACUACGCCAGGCGGCAUCAGUGGUGGAGCCGUGUUUUCGGGAACAACUCUGGACCAAUAGCAGAGAAGUACUCCGUGGCCACUCAGAUCAUGAUGGGCGGAGUCAGUGGCUGGUGUGCUGGAUAUCUUUUCCAGAGGGUUGGGAAGAUUGCAGCCACAGCCGUUGGUGGAGGAUUCCUUUUGUUGCAAAUCGCCAAUCACAGUGGUUAUGUGCAGGUCGACUGGAAGAAGGUCGAGACCGACGUGAAUAAAGCCAAGAAACACCUCAAGAAAAAAGCCAAUAAAGCAGCGCCUGAAAUCAAUUCCUUCAUCGAAGAGUCCUCAGAGUUUGUGAAGAGAAACAUCGUCCUCUCCAGUGGAUUCGUCGGCGGCUUUCUCCUUGGACUGGCGUCCUAGAAUCAGGCGUGGGCCCCCCCACCCGCCAGGACUGCCCACGAAUGCCCACGAAUAACUACUGCACACAGGAAGUUGGAAGUUGGUGUAACUGUGAAACUCUUCCCCCCAGAAGCGGGGAGACGCGUAUAUAAUACUGUCCGUGAAGCGACGGGAAUGGGAGGCGGACGCGCUGCUUCAGCCCUGCAGGCUGCUGAGAUAUCUCUCCCCCCCCCCCCCCCCCCCCUGUAAGCUGUGCCUCUGUAGCCUGUCGCCCCUCGCAGGUCUCCCACCCUGGCUGACAUUACUGUACUGUACUUAGGACGAGCUUCACUCCUGGCAUUAUGGUCAUCUAUGUAUUUUGGCUUGUCGUUGGUGAGCCGUGUCUUUGGGCAGUCUGCGACCCCACCGCCGCGUUACUUCAGUGUUGUAAUGUGCUCGAUAGGAAUUAGUGCAACUUCAGGAUGUGUCCUCGUAAAUGUGUAGAUAACAGGAUCAUAUAUGUUCACUACUGAGUCAUUUUCACAUUUUUUCACACUAAACGGUGCAAUAUCCCCCAUUCUUCAGACAGUAUUCCAUUUCCGUCAUGAGUACCAAAUAACUUUAUUUUUUCUUAUCAACUAUUAUUUUUAAUGUAUUCAGCUGAAAUAAACGUGGUGGAAAGCCUAAAUUGGCAAAAUGGCA